This is a messenger RNA of Stegastes partitus (bicolor damselfish), 720 nucleotides long. Its product is annotated as death-associated protein-like 1-B. The transcript is spliced from 3 exons. Lineage: Eukaryota; Metazoa; Chordata; Actinopteri; Pomacentridae. Gene Ontology annotation, molecular function: death domain binding. Bases 11 to 313 code for a protein of 100 amino acids. The record is from RefSeq and is a predicted model, not a curated record. Gene Ontology annotation, biological process: apoptotic signaling pathway; cellular response to amino acid starvation; negative regulation of autophagy.
ACUGCAACAAAUGUGCCUGCUCUCUUCUGCAGUAAAAGCCGGAGGAAAACGGGUGGCCAAGAAAAGCUUGGAAGACGGUGGCACCCAUGGGACUCCAGAGAAGGAAACCAAGAGGUCUGAUAAACUGAGCAGGUCCCUCGCCACCACCAACAGGAUGCAACAAGUUGGCAUACUUCUGGCAGGGACUCUUGACAAGCUGAGCCACGACUUCCCGGAGACGCCGGUGAGCGUGAGGCACAGCAAGGUGCGCCCCGGGGUGGAGAAGCAUCACGCCCCUCGGACCUUCUUCAUCCAGCAGCCCAGGAAGUGUUGAACGUGCUUCCAGAGGGAAAGCGCGUGAAGUCGACUGUGAAACACCAACGACGUGUCAGACACACUAGAGGACGGACAGGUUGUCUGUCGAGGGAACAGAAAGUUUUUCAUUGAGCUCAGUUUAUUUAGAAGGAACAAAAAUGAGCUUUUUUUGUUUUGUUUUUUUGGCCUGUGCUUGUUCGUGAGAAAACUAUAAACCAGCAUUUUGUGUAUCAUUCCUAGUGUUGUAAGAGAAAAUGCUGUAGUUGUAUCUACAAACUGAUGGGAAAACAGAUGGUGUUGGAGUAUGUGUAAAGUGGAGGGUUGUGCAUUAGGUUUAUGGGAAAGCUUUUUAAGUGAAAGUUUCACUGUGUAUUGUUCAGCAAAUGUGUUCGAUUUAUUAAAAAAAAAAAAAAAAAAAAAAAAAAA